This is a messenger RNA of Entrophospora sp. SA101, 864 nucleotides long. The record is from the annotation of a GenBank genome assembly. NCBI's taxonomy places the organism in Eukaryota, Fungi, Glomeromycota, Glomeromycetes, Entrophosporales, Entrophosporaceae.
AUGUUUCCAAAAUCUUAUCCUGAAUCAUCAUCUGGCAAACCACUUAUGACCUUAGACAGGGAAGGUCCUUUGUUCAUUUUAACAAUGAAAAAUGGUGAAAAUCGAAUCACCACCACUUUUGUCCAAGCUUUUUUUUCUGCAUUGGAUGAUAUUGAAAGAAUUCGUGAGCAGGAAGAUGAACAGCCAGCUGCACUUAUCACCACUGGCGAGGAAAAAUUUUAUAGUAAUGGAUUGGAUUUAGAGCAUGCGUUAAGUACUCCUGGUUUUUUUGACAAUUAUUAUUUGAAGUUGUUGACUAGAAUGUUGACUUUUACUAUACCUACGGUUGCGGCGAUUAAUGGCCAUGCUUUUGCUGGUGGUUGUAUGUUAGCUUUAGCACAUGAUAAAUCAAAAACUGUUUUAGAAUUUAAACAACUUAUUGGAGAAAAAAGUGAAAUUCCGGCUGAUAGGCAAAGAUUAAUAUAUUCUGGUAAAGUGUUAAAAGAUAAUGAUACUCUUGAAACUUACAAGAUUGCUGAAGGACACACAGUUCACAUGGUGAAAAGUUUAGGAGCUCGUGCACUGGGUGGAUUUGGUGGAGGUGGAGGAAAUUUUGGUAUUAAUAAUCCAUAUGGUGUCCCAAAUUUAGGUGGUAAUAAUAAUGGUAUACCAAAUAUGAAUAUGAUGAUGGAACAAGUUCUUAAUAAUCCUGCUUUGAUGCAGUAUGCUUCACAAAUGAUGCAGGAUCCUCAGUUUAUAGAUAAUAUAAUUGCAAUGAACCCACAAUUUGAACUUUUUGUUUCUACCACAGCAAUUGAUUGUGCGAGAGAAUUCUUUCGUAAUAUUUUAUUUGCCCUUCUUCGUUCUUUGGAUGCCAUUGCCUAA